CCCCGCCCCGCAAACCAUAGAGUACUGGAAAAAGCGGGAGCGGAAGUGUCAGGAGGAGAAGGCGGCGGCCGGCCGUUUGGUUCACGUUAAAAUGACGACCUUAGUGCUGGAUAACGGAGCCUACAAUGCCAAAAUCGGUUACAGCCAUGAAAACGUGUCGGUAAUUCCUAACUGUCAGUUCAGGUCAAAAACAGCACGUCUUAAAACUUUUACUGCUAACCAGAUAGAUGAAAUAAAGGACCCUUCUGGACUCUUUUACAUUCUUCCUUUUCAGAAGGGCUACUUGGUGAAUUGGGAUGUUCAAAGACAAGUUUGGGAUUACCUUUUUGGAAAAGAAAUGUAUCAGGUUGAUUUUUUAGAUACCAAUAUUAUUAUUACAGAACCAUACUUUAACUUCACUUCAAUUCAAGAAUCAAUGAAUGAAAUCCUAUUUGAAGAAUAUCAGUUCCAAGCAGUCUUAAGAGUAAAUGCUGGUGCUCUCAGUGCACAUAGGUAUUUUCGAGAUAAUCCUUCUGAAUUAUGCUGUAUCAUUGUAGAUAGUGGAUAUUCCUUUACACAUAUAGUUCCUUACUGUAGAAGUAAAAAGAAAAAAGAAGCAAUUAUUCGGAUAAAUGUGGGAGGAAAACUCCUAACCAAUCAUCUAAAGGAGAUCAUCUCUUACAGGCAGCUACAUGUUAUGGAUGAAACACAUGUGAUUAAUCAAGUGAAAGAAGAUGUGUGCUAUGUGUCUCAGGAUUUUUAUAGAGAUAUGGAUAUUGCAAAGUUGAAAGGAGAAGAAAAUACAGUAAUGAUAGACUAUGUUUUGCCUGACUUUAGUACAAUUAAAAAGGGCUUUUGUAAGCCAAGGGAAGAGAUGGUGUUAAGUGGAAAAUAUAAGUCUGGGGAACAAAUUCUUCGUCUGGCCAAUGAGAGAUUUGCUGUUCCAGAAAUACUCUUUAAUCCUUCUGAUAUAGGCAUUCAAGAAAUGGGUAUUCCAGAAGCUAUUGUCUAUUCAAUUCAGAACUUACCUGAAGAAAUGCAGCCGCAUUUUUUUAAGAACAUUGUUUUGACAGGAGGAAAUUCCCUUUUCCCAGGAUUUAGAGAUCGGGUUUACUCAGAAGUUCGAUGUCUCACUCCAACAGAUUAUGAUGUUUCAGUUGUGCUGCCUGAAAACCCUAUUACUUAUGCCUGGGAAGGUGGAAAAUUGAUAUCAGAGAAUGACGAUUUUGAAGAUAUGGUAGUAACAAGAGAAGAUUAUGAAGAAAAUGGACAUAGCAUCUGUGAAGAGAAAUUUGAUAUUUAAGAAACAUUCUGAAUUAAAGGUUUAAUUUCAAUUAUCUUUUUAAAGUAGGUUAAGGACCUGUGUUACCUUUCAUCCUAAGAUAAGCUCUUAAACUUAUGUAAAUACUUUGAUCCUUGGCUAAUUUUCAAAGGUUUCUUAGCUACAUUAUUACAGUAAACUGUAUCUCAGCUCAUAUUUUCAUUUAGGAGUUAGACUACCAUAACAGUGCUCACAUUGUUCCUGAGAGUAGGUUAUCUUUCAUUAGAAGAUGAAAGAGUGAAUGCAUUUUAAAUUUAAUUCCUUAUAGCUGAGAGCAUGAACAUACCUGUCUCACUGGUCAGUUUUCCUUGGAAGGCUGUUUUGUGUGACUUUGAGUUGGGAGGGAUUGGCUAAAGUGUUUUCUGGCUGAUAUGAUUUCUCUUUUAUAACUACGUAUUUUAUCUAAAAAUUGUCAUUUUUAUUUAUACAUACUAAAGUUGGGAAGACUAAUCUUAUUUGUGUUUUACAUUUAUUUUUUAUUUAGAAUAAGUUGGAAAGGGUGGAAACCAAAGCCAAUUUAUUAAAGUGCUUUUUGAUCAGUACUGUGUUGGCAGAAAUGUAUUAUUUCAUUCAUAAAAAUACUGUACCGUUUUUUAGGAUGAAAAGAAAUUUGAAGUUAACUCAGGGUUGGUCAAAAGCUCUUGAAACAAAUGUUAGUGGUUUGUUUUAAAAAUGCUUAUACGGGGUGCAAAAAAAAAAAACCCUUAUAUGACUCACAGUAGACACAGUAAGCUGUUAAAAGCUACAGAUUUCCCAUUUAAGGGAACAGCUGGUAAUGACGUUAAUGAAUGGAGCAGGUAGGCUUCUGUGCUUGCAGACAGUAGGAACUCAUUUGGGCUAUCCUAAGCAAAACAAAAUUUAUCAGUAGGACAGAGUUUUGUAAAAUUAGAAGAAAAGACUGGACCAACAGCCUUAGGAAGGAUAAAAAACCAGGAUAACCUUAGGAAUCUAGGUUACAGAAAUUGAGAAACAGUCCUUUUAGAGACCUGCCAUCAAAAUAGCUUCUCUAUUUUCUAUCUUAAUGUCAUUAUGUUCAUGAAUCAAAUCCCUACCAGUUUCUUUAUCCUAGUUAGGAUCAUGCAUUUACCCCAUGCCUUCAGGGACUUUGACAGUGCUACUAAGAUAGCAUAGAGUAAAAGCAAGUAGUUUCCCAAAGGAAAAUUAAGGUGAAGAGACAGAUGCUGAUCAGAGUGAAAGAGAUGUCAAGUACAAUUUCACUUGGAUUUUGUUGGGUUGGGACUUGGUCAGUCCUUCCUAGACUUAGGCUGGAAGUUGCAAAUUAAGUGUGUGUUACCCAGUUACUAGCACUUAAUCUGUGGGCAGUGUAGCAAGAAGGUGCUGAUAGUAUAAAAUAAGGUUUUGCAGCCAUUCAGUGUAACUGUUAGAAUUUCAAGAUGAUGUGGUGGAGGUAAAAAGGUAGGUCCCUAUUUAAAGGGCUUCCUUGACUUGGCAGGAUCUCAUGUUGGACAGGCAGAAUACUUAAUCAUCACCAACCAGGUGUUUUUCCUGCGAGGAGCAAGCAUUCCUCAAAGCUGCAUUCCCAGAACAUGCCCUGGCCUUGAAGUCUUCUGUUACAUUUUGCUGAGAAUGAUGUGUGUGUGUGUUCACAUGUACUACAGUAAACUAAUUUCUGUAUGCAGUGUGCAUCUCAUAGUGGUCAUCUUUGAGACACAAAAAAUUCAUUUCUGAAAUUAAUGAACAUAGACCUUUAUCCUCUGUCUCUAGAGCAUUAAAGCUCCCAUCCAUUUCAAUACCUAUCUAAUUUAGAAACUUUAUUGCUAGGGAUUUUAUUUUAAUAUUAUACAGUAAGUUGACUUUAAAGGGAACAUUUACCAUUAGUUAUAAAUAAUAACAUUGAAGUGAUAUAUUAAAGAUAUCAAUUAUUUUGGAAAGAUACUGAUAAAAUCCUAAUUUAAAAUUCAUUAAAAGUGGGGUGAGAACUUAGCUACGUUAGAGUUCAUAAUUUUUAACUGUAAAUUGCAUACGUGGAAAUAUGUUCCAGUGUUGGCCAUGCAUUGUAUAACCCUUAAGACAAUAAAUAGUUCGGAUUUACAUCAAUGAUUAAGACAGAGCAGUCCUCUCAAACACUUUUCUAUCUUGAUUUUGGAAAUUUUUAAUUUAGUGGUGUUUGGCAUGGAAUAGCAAACUGAUCAUAUUCACCUACUUCAUGUCCCAAAUCCCUUUAAACAAUUCUAGUAGAGAAGGGAAGAACGUAAAUGAGAUCGGGAGGAAUACACAGGGAACACUUCAGUGCUAUUUGUGAUAAAUUCUUUCUCAAGUUGGAUGAUGGGCACAUGGGUGUUCAUCGUAGUAGAAUCUAUACUGUGUGCGUGAAAUAGUUCGUACUGUAUCUUGAUAGAAGAGUAAAUCCUUAAGUGACUCUAGGAAACACAAAGGGUGCUAUUGAUGAACAAAAGUGGAGGAAUUUCUAAAAGAAGAAAAAUAAAUGAGGUUAGAUUGUUAGAGAAUCAAGAACAAGAAAGCCCAUGUCCCAGAUCAGAGCAGGAGAAAACUACUAAAUACAUAAAAAUUCCAGAGAUAUUUUAAUCUUAGGACAAAUACAGAGAAUAGGAGAUCAUGGGCGAGCCAUUAAAAGAAUGAAUUGGAAACAGCUGAGCCUUACUUUCUUGGAAUUGAGGCUCAGCAGAAAGAGUUGAAGUGUAAGGGUUGGACAGGGAAACAAUCUAAAAUAGUUUUAUAUCCACUAAAGACAUCAGAGUAAAAAAAAAAAUCUUAAAGGGAACAGCUGAUUGUGGCACUGAUCUCAGGCUAAAAAUAAGAGCUCAUGCUUCAUUAGAAAGAAUUCUGACAAGGCAGGACCCUAGGGCACUUAGCACCAUAGGUCCUCCUACCGAGGAAAGGCACCAUAAUUUGAUCUUAGAUUCAACAGGUAGACAGGAAUUUGUAAAAGAAAAAAAAAAAAGGACAACCAAACAUUAAACAUUUGAGGGAUACUUAAAACACCACAAUGGUGGGGCGCCUGGGUGGCUCAGUUGGUUAAGCGACUGCCUUCGGCUCAGGUCAUGAUCCUGGAGUCCCGGGAUUGAGUCCUGCAUCGGGCUCCCUGCUCGGCGGGGAGUCUGCUUCUCCCUCUCCCACUCCCCGUUUGUGUUCCCUCUCUCGCUGUGUCUUUCUCUGUCAAAUAAAUAAAUAAAAUCUUAAAAAAAAAAAAACCACCAUAAUGUACACCAAUCCAACAAACAAGAAUGAACCCCUAAGGGAAUAAAAUAAACUUUGUAAUAGUCUCUAAAAGACUAAUGAGGCGAUUGCAUCUAUCACAACACGUUACUAUAACAAAGACAGAUCCUAGAAAUUUAAAAAUAGGAUUACUUAUGCUUAGUUGAUGGGCUGAAUAGCAGAAUGGACACUACCAAAGGCUAAAAAGCCGAGGGAACUUUCCCAGAAUGUAGCACAAUUGAGCAAGCGCUAGGAUGGCUGGGGCAAGAAGCUAGCCAGCAUUCACAGUAUAGGCUACGUUGUCCCCUUGAUACCAAGAGCCUUCCCUAUAGAGGCCUUUUGAUGAGCUUUCACAUAAAACACAAAUAUCCUCACACUUGGGGACUACUCUGAGACAUCCAUCCAUAUACUUCUUUCCUAAAGUUUCUAGUUGCCAGGUUUCUUGUAGUUGUCGAGUGUCUGAUCCUCUGGUCAAACCAUUAGACAUCAUCUCCAUACAUAUGUUCAUGCAAACUGAACAAGAGAGACUGCUCUCGGUUCUGCUGUCUGGGCUCAUUGCCCUGCCCCGCUGCAGGUUAAGCAUGCACAGCAGCAUGUUAGUGUCAAGAGGAAGUGGUAUCUACAAGAUUAGACUCAGGCUGGACAAGUACAUUUCAUGAGCUCAGGCUCAGAGCACUUAUAUUGCACACACUGUUUACCUUCCCUCAGCCCACAUCUGUGACCUUAUGGAGGUUACCUAAUAACCAGAGAAAAAAUUCAAACCUGGUUUACAGGUGGUUCCAUGUGGUAUGGCGGGUCCCAGCCAGAAACAGAGUGCUGGCACAGAUCAAUUAUUAUUAUACUUAUGAAUAAAUCCGGCAACAAAAGAGUUGCCUAGUAUCACUGGUCAGAGUCAAGUGACAAGAGCUGGGGUUGUGAUACUAACAUUUUGGAUUUUAUGGUCAAAAAUCUUUUUAGCACAUAAGCAAUUGUAUACUAAAAACACUUCCAAAAACACUUGUAGAGAGUACAGGGAAGAAAGAAUGCCAGAGAAAAAGGUCUCAAGAAUGCCUUUUCAGUCUUGAACAUUCUUUAUGUAUAUAAAUUAUGAGAGAAAAGUUUUGUCAAAACAUUUAUUUCUUCCAGUUAGAAAAUCUUUCUUUUUUUUAGAGAGAGAGAGAUUGGGGGAGGGGCAGAGGGAGAGGGAGAGAGAGAAUUCCAAGCAGGCUCCAGGCUCAGCAACACGGAGCCCAACAUGGGAUCCAUCUCACGACCCUGAGAUCAUGACCUGAGUCAAAACCAAGAGUUGGAUGCUUAACCGACAGCCACCAGGCACCUCAAAAAAAAAAAAAAAAAAUUCACGUGGGUAGUACCUGAGAAUGUGCCUGAGAAGUUUAAGCAGAGUCUUAAGCACUAAUGAAUCAGACUGUUAAUUUUCACAGAAAUUUACUGAAUAUUCUAACAGGAGGUAAUCUUUUUGAUGACUGGAGCUGAACUUUAUUUAUGGGGGGAGAAAACCCUUUGUUUAUAAGUCCUCCCUCAAAAAGGAAAAAGGUUUAACCUAAAAAAAAAAAAUGAAUGAUAAUACCCUUGGGAAUUCUUAAGCAGGGUAACUAUAAUUUGUGGACCUGUCACUAGGGGGAGCGGAAUUGUUGGGUUAGGAAUUCACGCCUCAGAACUUCCAAAGACCAUUCAGUAGAAGUCAAUUUUUCUUUGUAAACAAGUUUAAUUGAAUAGUAGUAUAUAUAUGUUGAUCAAAUAAGUUUUAUUAGGGAGUGUUAUAAGAAAUUUUCAUUAACUUUAUACAAUAGUAAAACAUUUCAAGCAUUGCUGAACAAUUCUUAGUAAUUCUAAUUCUAAAUUGGAUUUCACCAAAUCUAGGGAGCUCAUUUGCUAACAUUUUCCCUUUUGAACUCAAAUAGGGCAAGUAGUAAAUCAAAGUCUCUGACACCAGACCCCACAUCCUCAUGUUACCUACCAUACCACACACCACAUUCGCCUUUGUAUCUUUGAUAUUUCUGUUCCAAUCUUAGAAAUACAAAUCUAUGCAUGUACGUUUUUAUUCUAGAAAUUAAAAACAAAACAAAACAGGCUCAGAGGGAAGAUGUUUCCUUAAGGUUGUAUAUAAUCCUCUGAGCAGCAGAUUCGAGGACAUGGUAAUAUCCUUCAUGCAUUUCUCAAAGUACCAGCCUUUCACAGUGAUGGUGAGCAAUCCUCCCACCUGUUUCACAUAGAACAUUAAAAUGGAGACUUUCCUAAUAAGGAGACUCUCCCCUGUACCCCCUCCAAUAAAGAGCAUUUGGCUCCAUGUUUCCAGUGUUUUCCUGAUCUCUCUAGGACCAUCCUUUCAGGUCUUCUAGUGGAGGUACAUUAAUUUCCUCCUCAACUCAAAAGAACCACACACAGAUUAGGGUAGUUAUAUCUUGUGUGUCAUGAAAUUAUUUUACUUUGUUUUUUGCUUUAUUUUAUAUUGGCAGGAACUUAGAAUUCAUCCAGCUAAUACCCUUAUUUUAACAUAAUA
Mirounga angustirostris (Northern elephant seal) is the source of this 6977-nucleotide messenger RNA. RefSeq names its product actin related protein 6 (gene ACTR6). Gene Ontology annotation, molecular function: nucleosome binding. The transcript is spliced from 11 exons. Gene Ontology annotation, cellular component: Swr1 complex. The record is from RefSeq and is a predicted model, not a curated record. The coding region runs from base 92 to 1282 and encodes 396 amino acids. NCBI's taxonomy places the organism in Eukaryota, Metazoa, Chordata, Mammalia, Carnivora, Phocidae.